CUAUUUUAAAACGAAAAGAAGAUAAUUUUUUUUAAAUUUAAAAUAAAUGCUUUUUUCUCUUAACAUAAAAUAAAAGCAUCCACAUAAAAUCUUUAAAAAAAAAUAAAAACAAAUUGCAGUUAUGUUUUAAGAAAAUAAAUUAGAAUUAUUCACAACCACAUUGUCCUCCCUUACCCUUCCCCCUCUUCUCUACUUCGCGGAGGUGAAUCUAAAUAAACAAAUCCUCCGUCAAACGCCACCACCAUUCCCCAUUCUAAUUCCAUCAUCUCUUUCUUCUUCUAGAAAAAUUUUUUUCUAGAAGAAGAAAGAGAGAAAUAAUAUAUAAAAUUAAUAAAUAAAAAUGGGAAUGGGUCACGAGUGGUUUGCAGUUUCUCUCAUUAUGAUUAUGAUGAUCUCGGCCUUCAUUCCGACCCGGAUUCAGUCGCUCCGAUUCGACAUCGAAUCGGGUCAUACCAAAUGCAUAUACGAGGAAAUCAAGAGCGGCGCCAUGUCCGUCUGCAAGUACCGCGUCGUCAACCCCAACGCCGGCGACCCUUUGCCGGAAACCCAUAAUGUCACCGUUUGGGUGACGUCUCCAAAUGGGAAUAAUUAUCAGUAUGCAGAGAAAGUUGGGGAAGGGGAGUUUGUAUACGAGACCGUAGAAGAAGCAGGGGAUUACGAGACUUGCUUCUUUGCUCCACGUCACCACCCGCCUGUCACUUUGACCGUUGACUUCCAUUGGAAAUCUGGCGUAGCGGCCACCAAGGAUUGGACCAAUGUCGCAAAGAAAUACUCCAUUGAUGCUAUGGAAUUGGAGUUGAAGAAAAUGUACGAAACCAUCAAUGCCAUCCAUGAUGAGAUGUCUUAUCUCCGCGAAAGAGAAGAAGAAAUGCAAGAGCUAAACCGAGCAACCAACACCGAAAUGGGUUGGCUGAGCGGAGUGUCGUUUAUUCUGUGCCUCACUGUGGCCGGAACCCAGUUUUUGUAUUUGAAAACCUUUUUCCAUAAGAAGAAGCUUUUCUAACCUUUUCUCCCUUUUGGAUCAAUGUAAACACUCUCUUUGAGAUGGCAUUUUUUGUUAUUAUUGUACAUCUAAUUUCUAAUACACAAAAAAGAAGGAAAUAAGACUUGGGAGUUGGGAAUGGAAGAUUGAAAUUCAUACUGAAGUCUUUUGGCAAAAGCAGUCAUGAAGAAAAGAUGUUCCAGUGA
Cuscuta campestris is the source of this 1188-nucleotide messenger RNA. Lineage: Eukaryota; Viridiplantae; Streptophyta; Magnoliopsida; Solanales; Convolvulaceae. The record is from the annotation of a GenBank genome assembly.